AUGAAAUCGGAUACGACUGAAGCCACAACAGCCACUGUCGGUAAUGCGUGGACGACGAUACCUGCGGCAACAGCGUUAGAAGACCAGCAUUUCAACCCCGCUAAGUGUGAAGUUAGACGAGCCGUUCCGCGUGACGAUGUCAGGUGCGAGACUUCGCUACGGUCCAAGGUGUUCGUUAGUGGGCUGAGAGAGGACACGCGGGAAGCGACCUUGAAGCACUAUUUCGGCAAGUUCGGUCUUGUGCAAGACGUGUGCAUUAAACUGAACCGAUCAACGCAGCGCAGCAGAGGUUUCGGCUUUGUUCUAUUUCGAGAUGCGCAGUCUGCCGAGGCGAGUCUCGGUUCCCAUCCCGAAUUGGGCCCUCAAGUAAGUUCCGGUUUUACAGGUCCCCCCACCUACCAGUCCCGCAUCUAG
This is a messenger RNA of Gregarina niphandrodes, 414 nucleotides long. RefSeq names its product RNA recognition motif protein. Lineage: Eukaryota; Apicomplexa; Conoidasida; Eugregarinorida; Gregarinidae. Gene Ontology annotation, molecular function: RNA binding. The transcript has 2 exons. The record is from RefSeq and is a predicted model, not a curated record. The coding region runs from base 1 to 414 and encodes 137 amino acids.